AACAACAGUUUUCAUUUGAAAAGUACCGUUAUCCAGAUUGUUGUCCUUUUUUCACGUGCCUCUCCCGAACACAAAAGAAAAGUUUUUCCGCGUCUAUUCGGAUUUUCUUGUGCAAUGUGAUCUAUUUUCAUCAUACAACGUAGCAAAUGGUUCCAACGCGCUUCGCUCCGCGCACGGGUCUGCCCGCCCCGACCGGCUUCGGCAACCAACGCCGCUCACAUCCUCCUCCGACGAACUGCGCACCGUCGUGGUCCUCCUCCAAUGGAUUCCCGUUCAAAAUGCCCGGCGUCCCACAGCGGGCCCGUCCACCCGGUCUUCCACGGGGAACCGGGCCAUCCACGGGCUGGCGACAGGCUGCCCCGCGGGGACCGCCCCCACCUCGGCCGCAGAUUGCUCCGGUGGUCGGUUCUACGACGGCUGCGGCUAGAAGUGUUGGGAACACAACGCGGGACAAUCUGAUGAGUAUGGACGAUACGCUGCUGAACGCGGUGGAUUUGGUCGGAAUUGAGCGGAUGGCCAGCCAGGAGGACACACAACCCGUCGUGUUCAAGAAGCCGGAACAGACCCGGGCUGGUUUUAUGUUGCAAGCUGCCCGCUUGCGUCCGCUGUCUCCGGCCGCCAAGUCACCGUCACCGAAGAAGGCUCGCUCGUCCGGUCCAAGCCGGUACAUCGUGCUGGACAUUUCGCAGAAGGAUUCCCCUGACGGAGCGAAGUCCGUUCAGGAUGGUUGGCUCAAUCGGAAGGAAUCGCCGCCCGGGAAGCUCUCCGCGACCAUCCCGAACUCGCGCAAGUCGCUGUUCGAGUCGCGGAUCUCCACGCCAAAGCGCAAGAGCUCGAACGAGGUUGUGGCGUCAUCGAGCAAGCCGAAGAUCCCGAAGGAACCGACCGUGGAUAUGUUCCAGCUGGACUCGCAAGCCUUCGACGACUGGGAGAGCGAGCAGAUGGAACUGGUGUUGCCGAAGGCGAAGCCUUUGGAGGCGGUCGUUCAGCAGGUCGAUGACGACGAUGAUUACUUCCCGAGCUACCAGGAGGCCGUCGAUCCCAACUGCAGCCAGUUAUUCCUAGAGGAAGUCGAUCGCAACGGGAAGAAGCCUCUGACGCAGGUCGGAACGCCGCUCCGUUCCCCCGAAGUGCACUCGAUCGUGAAGAACAGCGCAACCUGCUCGCAGUACAUCCGGCUCGAGCGCUCCAUGAUGGAGGAGAACAACGCGAACCUGCUGGACGACGUUGUGGACAGUCAGCUGGCGCGGGAGUUCGAUUCGUCCCAGCAGCGCCAGCAGAUCAUGGGCGUGUUCAACGAGUUUGAACGCACCCUGCUGGACACGAGCAACGUCGAGUUCAACGACCCGCCGCCGCCGGAGGUUGAUGCGGACCUGGCCGAAAUCAACUGGGAGGAGGAUGUGACGAUCGCGGCCGAGAAACCGUCGAACCGAUCCCGGCUGGCGCACAUUUUCGGCAAGCAGGCGAGCGUGGGUUCGCCGAAGCUGGUGGCUCGCAAGUCGGCACCGCUGGUGUCGUCCCACUUUAAGGACAUGGGUCCGUACUUCGGGCUGCCGACGCAGGUCAAGCGCCUGAUUGCGAAGUAUCGCGGGAUUGAGGAGUUGUACGAUUGGCAAAAGGAGUGCCUCGGGCUGACGGCGAUCGUCGAGCGGCACAACCUGAUCUACGCGCUCCCGACGAGCGGCGGGAAAACGCUCGUCGCCGAGAUCAUCAUGCUGCGCGAGGUGAUGCUACGGAACCGGAACGUCAUGUUUAUCGUUCCGUACGUUUCCAUCGCGCAGGAAAAGCUGGCCGCCCUGGCACCGUUCGCCGUCGAUUUGGCCUUCCUGGUGGAGGAGUACAGCGGCGGCAAGGGGGCGAUUCCGCCGCGGAAGCGCAAACACAAAAACUCGAUCUUUGUGUGUACGAUCGAAAAGGCGUUGGUUUUGAUGGACGGGUUGAUUGAGGUUGACCGGGCGAACGAGGUCGGGUUGAUUGUGAUUGACGAGCUGCACAUGAUCGGGGAGGAUCGUCGGGGAGUGCACUUGGAGGUGCUGCUGACGAAGGUGAAGGCCAUACAGGCGGGGAUUCAGGUUGUGGGGAUGAGUGCGACGAUUGGGAAUCUGGACGAGAUCGCUCGGUUUAUGGAGGCGGACAUUUACUGUCGAGAUUUUCGGCCGGUCGAGCUGCAGGAGUACGUCAAGUGCGGAACGGAUCUGUUUGAGAUCAACACGAAGGCUCGGACGUUGGAGGAGGCGUUCAAAACUAAGAAGGAGGUUGAUUUUGGCUACACGGAAGAGCAGCGUCGGGUCGACCCGGAUCACGUGAUUGCACUUGUUACGGACGUAAUACCCACGAAGUCCUGUCUGGUGUUCUGUCCGACGAAGCGGCAAUGCGAGCAGCUGUGUACCCUCAUGACGGAUUGUUUGCCCCGGGAGCUGUUGCUGCACCGGACCAAGGAGCGUGAGGAGCUGGUGGUUGCACUUCGGGCCGAAAACGACGGCGCAGACCUGUUGGCAAGUGCGUUCCUGCUGGGCAUCGCUUACCACCACUCGGGACUGUCGUUCGACGAGCGCAAGAUGAUAGAGGACGCCUACCGGCUGGGGAUCCUCUCGCUGAUCAUCUGUACGUCAACGUUGGCCGCCGGUGUCAACCUCCCCGCCAAGCGAGUCAUCAUCCGAUCCCCGUUCAUUGCAACCAACUUUACAACUCUCAGCAGGUACAAACAGAUGGCGGGGCGUGCGGGUCGCGCCGGCCUCGGUGAACCUGGCGAGAGCAUUCUAAUUUGCCAAAAGAAGGACAUCGGGGCGGUGUGCAAUCUUCUUUGCUCGCCCAUGGACGACGCCAACUCGUCGCUGCACUCCGACAACGGCAACUACCUCAAGAACCUAAUCCUCAGCUCAAUCGGACUGGGACUGUGCUCCACCCGAAACGACGUCCAAAAAUUCAUGGCCAAAACUCUGCUGGCGCUGCAAGCCGAACGGCUCGGUGUUGACCUGCGUCAGCUGACCGACCGAACGCUGCAAACGCUCUACAAGGAGAACGCCAUCCAGGCCAAGAGUGACGGGUGCAAGAAGACCCCCGUCAACAUGACGAUUCGAUUCGACGAAACCGAAAGCAGCCAGGCCGAACCGGCAAACGAGAGCGCCCAGAUCCAUGAGUUGCACGUAACGCGCGGAGCGAAAGGCACCUCGGACGAGGGAAAACUCGUGAAAACGAUGAAGAAAAAUACCCGACUGGUGAUCAACGAACUGGGCAAGGCCGCAAUACGGGCGGGCUUUCACAUGGACAAAGCCCGCCGAUUCUACGACGAGAUGGAGCGCAUCGGGGAGCGGUUAAACGUGCUCGACCAGUACCACCUGCUGUACGUGAUCGUGCUCGAGGACGACGGAACGCUGCGGCCAACGGACGCGGAUCUAAAAGCGUUUGUCGCCUUGAUCCAGCAAGAGCAACGUCUCGCUUUCGCCCAAAGAUUUCACGUUGGCGAGAUCACAGUACAAAAAAUGAGCAGUUGCAUACGGUUUCCGGCCGACCUGCGCAACACCGUCAACCGCUUCUUCCGGAUGACGAUCGUCAGCGAACUGUGGGACCUCGUACCGCCCCAGCGGGUCGCCCGAAAGUACAAGCUCGACGCCGGCUCGGUCCAGCAGCUCAUGACGAACGUGGCGUCGACCGCGUCCGGACUGCUGCGCAUGACCGAGCAGCUUCCGAAACUGUGGGCCUACCGCCAGCUGCUCGCCACCAUGACCCAGCGGCUGUCCCACUGCUGCACGAUCGAACUGCUGCCGCUGAUGGAGCUGCCGGGUGUUAAAAUUGCACGCGCAAAGCAGCUCUGGAGGGCGGGCUUCACCUCCUUGGCAUCGAUAGCGGCCGCUAAGUCAAGUGAUCUGGUGACAAUGGUAGAGUACAUGAACCAUCGCAACGCGAGUCAGCUCAUCAUGGCCGCCAAGGCCAAACUGAUGGAACAGGUCGAGGAACUGCGGGACAGAGUCGAGGACUACCUCCAGGUGAUUCGGUAGCUGGCUCCGGGGGAUGAUGAUAACGAGACGACAAACUACAACGGCCUCUCGUGGUCGGCAAUAAUUUACGCAGUGAUCUUUUAGACAAUCGUUGGGCGGGUUCGAUUCACUUGUUAACGCUUUUUCGUUAUGAUAUUAUUAAAUUAAACACCUUUAUACAAACAUGUUUUACAAAGAAAAA
Molecule: messenger RNA, 4179 nt
Organism: Culex pipiens pallens (northern house mosquito)
Lineage: Eukaryota; Metazoa; Arthropoda; Insecta; Diptera; Culicidae
Gene: mus301
Product: helicase POLQ-like
Exons: 5
Coding region: 147-3998 (1283 amino acids)
Molecular function (GO): nucleic acid binding; ATP binding
Source: RefSeq, a predicted model, not a curated record